AUGAAAGUUAAGGUAGAAAGCCCAAGAAUUAUCAAGCCUUUAUAUGAAAUAACUCCUCCUUCAAAAACAAGCCAAAUUCCUCUUUCUGUCUUUGAUACAGUCACUUAUGAUGCCCACAUUGCAGUAAUUUAUGCAUAUCAUCCACCCACCCCAUCAAAUUCUGCCAUUGAGUUAGGACUUCAAAAAACAUUAGCCAUUUAUAGGGAAAUGGCAGGGAGAUUAGGCAAAGAUGAAAGGGGUAAUCUUGUCAUUUUACUCAAUGAUAAGGGUGUUAAAUUUAUUGAGGCAUCAGUGGAGAGUGCACUUGAUCAUUCAAUACUCCUCAAGCCUUCACCAAUUUUGCUUAAUUUACACCCUAGCUUAAAAAAUGUUGAUGAUUUGAUACAAAUUCAAAUCACUAGAUUCACUUGCGGCUCCAUGAUUGUUGGAUUUACAAUCCACCACCGAGUGGCUGAUGGCCGUUCCGCCAGCCACUUGUUGGUUGCAUGGAGCCAAGCCACUCGAGGCCUCGGAGUCAAUCCACUUCCUUUUCGCGAUAGUACCAUUGUCACCCCUAGAAACCCUCCCCUCAUUGAGUUUGAGCAUGAGGGCGCAGAGUUUAUAUCUAAAAGGGCGCAAAAAGAAUAUUCGCUCAACGGAUUAACUCCUUAUAUGAAAAAUGAUGUUGUUGUGGAAAAAUUUCAUUUCACUCCCGAGUUUAUCACCAAGCUCAAGGCAAUAGCUUCUUCCAAGAAUGGCCAAAAUAGGCCUUUUAGCACUUUUCAAAGCCUUGUAGCACAUUUAUGGAGGGUUAUGACUCGAGCUCGCAACCUACAUUGUUCAGAAACAACCCAAAUAAGAAUUGCGGUUGAUGGUCGAAUGAGAUUAAUCCCAAGAGUAUCCAAUGAGUACUUCGGGAAUUUAGUCCUUUGGGCAUUCCCGACUGCAAAAGUGAAGGACCUUUUGCGAGAGCCUCUUCCAUAUGCAGCAAAUCUCAUUCACGAUGCUAUCGCAAAGGUAAACAACGACUACUUCAAGUCAUUCAUUGACUUUGCAAGUUACGAGGCGAUCGAGAAAGAUCUUAUCCCCACAGCAGACAUGAACAAGCACAUACUUUGCCCUAAUUUGGAGGUCGAUAGUUGGUUAAGUUUCCCAUCUCAUGACCUUGAUUUUGGAACUGGUAGUCCUUGCUCUUCCAUGCCAUCUUUUUACCCAACAGAAGGCAUGUUAUUACUCGUGCCGUCUUCAAUUGGAGAAGGAGAUAUUGAUGCUUUCAUUCCGAUAUUCAAAGACAACUUGUCAGUCUUCAAGAAAUUAUGCUAUUCUCCAGCCUUCAUGCAGAUAGAAAAGCUCCAUUCAUAUCUAUGA
Molecule: messenger RNA, 1347 nt
Organism: Nicotiana tabacum (common tobacco)
Lineage: Eukaryota; Viridiplantae; Streptophyta; Magnoliopsida; Solanales; Solanaceae
Product: agmatine hydroxycinnamoyltransferase 1-like
Molecular function (GO): acyltransferase activity, transferring groups other than amino-acyl groups
Source: RefSeq, a predicted model, not a curated record